Molecule: messenger RNA, 717 nt
Organism: Botrytis fragariae
Lineage: Eukaryota; Fungi; Ascomycota; Leotiomycetes; Helotiales; Sclerotiniaceae
Product: putative set domain-containing protein 5 protein
Exons: 1
Coding region: 1-717 (238 amino acids)
Molecular function (GO): protein binding
Source: RefSeq, a predicted model, not a curated record
AUGGGCGAUACUACUACGAUGUCAACGGUACCCACGAGUUCGACAGCGACACCCGCUUCUGAUCUCUCCAUCAUACCCUCCAAUCUUCCUGAAGAAUCCCCUCUUCGACUCCCCGAAACAAUUGGUGCCGUCAUCGAGGUCCGCACUUCUCCAAAAGGUGGCCUGGGUAUAUUCGCCCUUUGUACUAUACCAACCAACGUUCUCCUCCUAAGCGAACAACCUCUUGUUAUUCUCACCGACACAGGAACACGCACUGAUCCCCUUGACGACCUCGUAUCUGGCUUAUCUCCUUCUCGCAAAUCUGCGUUCCUGUCCCUACAUGCUUAUCAAGCAAAUCCUCGAGAAUCCAGGAAUAGAAGCAUUUUAUAUAGUAAUGGAUUUGGAGUGGGUAAAGUGGAGAACCUGUCAACGGGCAUUUUCGAAACGGCUAGUAGAUUUAAUCAUGCCUGUACACCGAGUGCAGAGUAUAGAUGGGAGGUGGAUGUGGAUGGGGUAGGAAGAAUGAAAUACUUUAGCAGGAGAGUCAUUGAGGCGGGAGAGGAAAUUACUGUAGAUUAUGGUCAUGGGGUCAUGGGAUUGAAGAGGUUUUACGGGUUUGAGUGUGAUUGUGGGAAAUGUAGAGGGGUGGUGACACGGGGCGGGGAAGGAAUGGCGGAAGGAAAUGAUGUGGAAAUUUUGGGGGAGGCGGAACUCGAAGGGGUCGUGGAGUUAGGCUGA